Solanum stenotomum is the source of this 515-nucleotide messenger RNA. RefSeq lists its product as uncharacterized. The record is from RefSeq and is a predicted model, not a curated record. Lineage: Eukaryota; Viridiplantae; Streptophyta; Magnoliopsida; Solanales; Solanaceae. The transcript has 2 exons. The coding region runs from base 201 to 515 and encodes 104 amino acids.
AUCCCUUUAAGUUCUUCCAUAGUCAGCAUUUAAUGCUCAUUUUUCUUGCUUAAAGUAUUUAUAUAUUGGUAGUACGCACAAUCUUCAUUCAAAAAUUCAGCAAAGUACCAACAAUUAACAAUUUUAAUUUCAUCUUGUUUGAAUCAGUACACUUCAAACAUAUAUAUAGUAGAACCAAUUAACGGGGAUUUUCAUUUCAAAUGUCAAUCACCAAAAUCACUACUCUUCUCAUGAUGAUUUUCCUUCUUUUUCAUGCAUGUAAUGCUCGCUCACUUGGUGUCCUCAACAAGAAUGAAGAGAAACCAAAUAAUGGUAGGGUUUCCAGUACCCCAUGGGAUGCAAAAGCAAAACAGUCAUCAGCACAGCCAAAUAAAAGUGUGAAGGAAAAUAAUGAAAAAGAUCACUAUGGAGUUUCAGUCACUUGGAGGGUUCAUCAACAGAAAAGGGAAGAUCCACCACCAGAGUUUAACUUGGAUUAUUUACCAGCAAGAACACAUCCUCCUGUUCACAAUUAG